Lucilia sericata (common green bottle fly) is the source of this 2376-nucleotide messenger RNA. RefSeq names its product major facilitator superfamily domain-containing protein 6-A (gene Sugb). Bases 357 to 2180 code for a protein of 607 amino acids. Gene Ontology annotation, cellular component: membrane. NCBI's taxonomy places the organism in Eukaryota, Metazoa, Arthropoda, Insecta, Diptera, Calliphoridae. The transcript has 6 exons. The record is from RefSeq and is a predicted model, not a curated record.
UGUGUUUUACUUAAAAAAUAAUAUAAAAAAGUAAAUUUUAUUUAAUAACAUUUAAAAAAAAUAUGAAAAAUAUUAUUAAUUAACCAAAAAAGCCGCAAAAACAAAAGCUUGCUUAUGCAUUAGUGAGUAAAAAUGGAAAAAAGAAAAACAACAACUAUCAGCGCAGCACAUUUCUAAGAAUAAUUACGCCAGAAACAUGUUUUUAGCAAUUAAAUAAUUAAAAUGAAAUUAUUAUAACAAAAAACACAUACAAUUUUUAAGAAAACAAAAACAAAAAAAUUUGUAAACACAGCAGAAUUCUAAAGGAAAACAAUAACAUUUAAAAAUACCAACACAAAACCCUAUAAGACUUAAAAAUGAGACCAAAAAUCGACAAGGAUUUACUGCCUAUGAAGGCUCAUUAUUUUUUAUUUAAUGCUGGUACUGCACCUGUUGUACCAUUUAUGCCAACAUUGGCUAAACAAUUAGGCUAUUCCAGUGUGGUGGUGGGCACAAUGUAUACAAUAUUGCCUAUAAUAGGCAUGUUAGCAAAACCAAUAUUUGGUUUUAUAGCAGAUCGUUAUCAACGUCAUCGCAUGUUAUUUAUUAUCUCCGAAAUUUUAACCGCCAUUGCCUUUUUUCUCAUCAUGUUUACACCCGCCAUACCCAAAGAGCCUAUAGCUGUAGAAUUCCACUGUCAUGCCGGUGUAACCGAUCUACGUUACUGCUCCGAAUUUGAUAAAUGUAUGAAUAAUGAAUUACAAGAACAUUAUGCCAAUCAAACGCUCAACUGCAAACUCCACUGUCAAGCUAAACCUUUUAUGUGGGAUAUAAUAUGUGAAAAUUGGUUAAAUAAUACAGAUUGUACACCAAAUACCACCACAACUAUGGACAUAACCACCUAUGUUGAUAUGGGUCAAAUGGAGGUGGAAAAUUCCUGUAUGUUUUUUAUGAUACCACAUCUCAAAGGAUCAAUAAAUGAUAAAAAUGUUACUAUGUUUUGUCCGAGUAAUAAGGAAUAUUUUAAUGCUUCCUGUAGUUUAGAUUGUAAAGAUGAAUAUCUUGACAGUAAAUUGGGUUUAAGUCCGGUUAUUAAUAAUAAAGCGGCUAUGGGUUUAUACCAAUUCUGGUGGUUCUUUGCUAUGUUGAUAAUAUCAUGGAUCGGCAUGGCGGCGGUGGUUAGUAUAGGUGAUGCUAUUUGUUUUGGCAUUUUGGGAGAGCGUGCUCAUUUGUAUGGUAAACAGCGUUUAUAUGGUUCUGUGGGUUGGGGUAUAUUUUCCAUAAUUGCGGGCGUUUUAGUGGAUAAAAUGUCUAAGGGUGUAGAUAAGGAUUAUACUAUAGUAUUCUGGAUGACUUUGGUGAUAAUUGCUUUGGAUGUGGUGGCUUCCAUGAAGUUAAGGCACACACAAACUCAUCUUUCUCCCAAUAUCCUAAAAGAUGUUGGUCAAAUGUUCCUUUCCGUACGUUGUGUCGUCUUCUUUAUAUGGUGCGUUUUUAUAGGACUCGGUACAGCUUUAAUAUGGAAUUUCCUCUUUUGGCAUUUAGAAGAAUUGGCCGGCUGUGAAGAGACCUCCAUGAAAACUCUACAGGGAGCAGUAAUGGCCAUACAAUGUUUUUGUGGUGAGCUACCGUUUUUCUUUUUUUCCGGUUGGAUUUUAAAGAAAAUUGGUCACGUCAAUGCCAUGAGUCUGGUGCUAUUCGGUUUUGGAGUACGUUUUAUAUUAUACUCUAUGCUGCAAGAUCCCUGGUAUGUUUUACCCAUCGAACUAAUGAAUGGUAUAACAUUUGGUUUAUUCUAUGCCACUAUGGCUUCAUAUGCCAGUAUAGUGGCACCGCCAGGGACAGAAACUACUAUGCAGGGUCUGGUGGGUGCUAUUUUCGAAGGUGUGGGCGUAUCCAUGGGCAGCUUUAUAGGCGGUUUACUAUUUGAAUCGGUGGGCCCUGGCCAUACCUUUGAAAUCUUUGGUGUUAGUGCCUUUAUAGCCUUUAUUGUACAUGUUUGUUUGCAAAUGUAUUUGCAACGUCAUCACGCUAGUUCAGAUAGUGAUAAUGGUAAGCAAAUUCUUCCUGAUAGUAAUACCAAUGAGUCUUUAACUAUUAAACCUUUAAAUGACAAUAAUGAUCUUAAUUAUACACAAGAUAUUUUAAACCCAGACAAUGCUCCGGCAGCUAAAUUUACACAAGUUGAUUUAAAUUCUUAAGUUUUUCUUUUAAAGCUUUAGGUUUUGUUUAUGUUAUUUUUCCGUAAUUACCAGAAGUUAGUUUUAAACAAAACUUUAAUAAACAGCAUAUUUUGUUUAUUAAGCAAUAUUUUUUCUCUAUUGUAUACUUGCCCUUGUACUAUUAAGUUUUAAAUAUGAUUAGUUUUUUUUUUAAUAUUUUAUUAUUGUUCAAAUA